AGAGGAACUAGAAAAUACAACUCCAGAAGAUAUGAUGGCGAUGUGCUCAUCUCAACAACCACAACCUUUCUUCAAUGGAAGUCUCCCCUUCUCCUCUCCUACUCUUCAAUUUCAUCGUUGCUCUGCUGCCAUCUUCAGGUGGAGAUUUGGAAGACACCAUUAUUCAAGUCUACAUACCAGUAAAACCAAGGGCCAGGCAUUUCGAAUCUUGGCCUAUCCUAAUGUGUCUUUGGGGAAAGGAGAUCCAGGUAAUGAUGUCAUCAUGGUUGACCCUUUGGAAGCUAAACGAUUAGCUGCCAAACAAAUGGAGCAAAUUAAAGCUAAAGAGAAAUUCCAGAGAAGACGCCGAAUUGAAGCAAUUAAUGGGGCAUGGGCAAUGAUUGGUCUCACAGCGGGCUUAGUUAUUGAAGGUCAAACAGGAAAAAGUAUUCUAGCGCAGUUGGCUGGUUAUUUGUCUGCUAUCAUCCAUCUUUUUGUGCAAUAGGCUUGUUCCCGUUGCAGAUCAUUUGCGGAAUGCAGAUUUAUUCGUGAACUACUUUUUCAUAUCAAACAUGUAGGAUUAUCAAACAAUUGUUGUUUCAUCUUUUCCACUUUUGUGACCCUUUACUUUGUAUGUACCCAGCAAUUCUGCCAGCCCGUUUAUAAGAAGUGUGAUCAUUUGUUAUGACAAAUGACAUCAUUCUUUCUUCCUGCUUGUUGCUGUAUUGAGUUUGGCACGGGUUCUUCAACUAGGUUUCUCCAGGGGGCCUGGCUGCAUUUCUGCCAGCUGUCAAGAAUAAGUGAGAAACUUGGAGCAAACUUCUACGCAAUAUUAAACAAUAUGAUUCUGUAUUAUUAUUUUAUCAAUUUUAAUUUCUAACCUAAGAAGAGAAUGAAGGCAAAAUUAUAUCCAGAAAAUACUUGGUUGCUCAAGAUGUUUGCAUGUUAACAUCAAACAGAUUUAGUGUACAUUUCUUUUUACUGUUAUCACAUUUAUAUCAUGUUAUAGUUA
Messenger RNA from Theobroma cacao (cacao), 991 nucleotides. RefSeq lists its product as uncharacterized. The record is from RefSeq and is a predicted model, not a curated record. Gene Ontology annotation, cellular component: chloroplast thylakoid membrane. Lineage: Eukaryota; Viridiplantae; Streptophyta; Magnoliopsida; Malvales; Malvaceae.